AUGGAGCAUAUAAGAAAUAAAUUCAAAUUUGAAGAAUUUAAGAGUUUAUACUCCAUGUUUUAUUUUGGAGCCAAAUAAUAUCAUUUAGAGUUUAUUUAGUCACUCAAAAAAUUAAGAACUUCAUAGAAUAAUAAUCACUUUGAUCUUUCAUUUUUUAUAAAGCCUUUUGGAGAUUUUGAAAGAAACCAUAAGAUUAUUGAUUUUAUAGAAGGAACUGCCACAAAAAUGACUUUCGCUGAUGUAAUACUGGGAAAUAAAGAGUAUUUGGUGACAAUACUCUAAUAAAUCCUCACUAGUCUUGAAUAUAACAAUAGUAUGCAUAGGGAUUUAUAAAACAAUGUAUUCUCCGAGUAAAGCAAAUUAAAAUUCUUUAAAAUUGUUGACUUUGAGUAUGCUACCUCUUAAAGUGUUAACAAACAAUUAGGUUAAUUGUACAUUUGA
This is a messenger RNA of Paramecium tetraurelia, 441 nucleotides long. RefSeq lists its product as uncharacterized. The transcript has 3 exons. The record is from RefSeq and is a predicted model, not a curated record. Lineage: Eukaryota; Ciliophora; Oligohymenophorea; Peniculida; Parameciidae.